AGAGCGAAUUGUAACGGUGAUUGAUCGUUCAAACUUUUGAACUUAAUUUGUACAAAACGGUCACCAAAAGUCUAAUUUGCAACGAUAUGGUAACAAAAGUUUGAACUGGUAUGAAAUGGUCACACUGUUUAAUUUGUGACCGUUUUGUUCUAAGUAAAAAGUUUUAUUAUCAAAUGGUUACAAAUUAAAAGUUUGUGACUGUUUUGUACUAAGUGCAAAGGUUUGUGACCAUUUAUGCUAAUUACCCGGAUUUUGUUUGCCUCUUGGUUGGUAAGGCCUACGGUAUCUACCGGCCUAUCAGGCCCAAUUCGUAGUGGGAGCCCAGCCCUUAUCGCAUCCCACCACCGGAAACGGCGGCUCCGAGGGGGGAAAUGUUGACGGCGACCCGGAAAAUGCUAUCCGCUCGACCGCUCCCUUAUCCCAAUUGUGAGGGGAGGAUGCUACUUUCCGACCCCGCCUUCUAAUUCUUCAAGCGAAGCAGCCAUUACUGCCUUAUCUCCUACUUUCUCUCUCUUCCUCUAUUCUGCGCAGAUCUAUCCGCCAAACCAAAUGCUUCUUCUUUAGCUCCAUUUCCCUUUUGGACUCUUCCUGUUUCCCCCCCACCAUUCUGUUCGUACUCCACUGCCACUUCCCAUGGCGGCUGCAGCAGCAGGAGUGUCAGUCCGGUGGCACUAUUCCUCAUCUUUCCCCGCCACACCUAGAACCCACCACAAUCGCUUCCUUCCAAAUCACAGCACCACUUCACUCUCCUUCUACAGCAAGCGCCUAGCUCCGGUCGUUUGUUCACUCAAGAGCUCUGAUUCAACGGGGAGGGAGGGGAAGUCGUUCUCUUUCAAGGAGUGUGCAGUUUCGUUUGCUCUGGCGGUCGGGUUGAUAACUGGGGCGCCUUCGAUGGCGGAUUGGUGUCCCGACGCGAAUGCUGUUGCUGUCAAUCCGGCAUUGCCUGAUGUUGCCGUGUUGAUAUCCGGGCCGCCAAUUAAGGACCCUGGUGCAUUGUUGAGAUACGCGCUGCCAAUUGAUAACAAGGCCAUCAGGGAAGUUCAGAAGCCGCUUGAAGAUAUCACUGACAGUCUCAAGAUUGCUGGGCUCAAAGCUCUUGAUUCUGUUGAGAGAAAUGUGAGGCAGGCAUCUCGAGCUCUCAAGCAGGGGAAGAGUUUGAUAAUUGCCGGAUUAGCUGAGCCAAAGAGGGCGCAAGGUGGGGAAGUGCUUGACAAGCUGGAAACUGGGCUUGAUGAACUCCAGCAGAUUGUGGAGAGCAGGAACCGAGAUGGCGUGGCGCCUAAACAGAAGGAGCUACUUGAUUAUGUUGGAAGUGUUGAAGAGGAUAUGGUGAAUGGCUUCCCCUACGAAGUGCCUGAAGAAUACAAAAAUAUGCCUCUCUUGAAAGGUAGAGCAACUGUGGAUAUGAAGGUCAAGGUUAAGGACAACCCAAAUCUCGAGGACUGUGUGUUCCGCAUUGUCCUAGAUGGUUACAAUGCGCCUGUAACAGCAGGAAAUUUUGUGGACUUGGUUCAGAGGCACUUCUAUGAUGGCAUGCAAAUUCAGAGGGCGGACGGCUUUGUUGUUCAAACUGGGGAUCCUGAAGGUCCCGCAGAGGGUUUCAUUGAUCCUAGUACAGAGAAGACUCGAACUAUUCCUCUAGAAAUCAUGGUGGAUGGAGAGAAAGCACCUGUCUAUGGCGCAACUCUGGAAGAGCUUGGUUUAUAUAAGGCUCAAACGAAGCUUCCAUUCAAUGCAUUCGGAACAAUGGCAAUGGCCAGAGAUGAGUUUGAAGACAACUCAGCUUCAAGCCAAAUCUUUUGGCUGCUGAAAGAAAGUGAACUCACUCCUAGCAAUGCAAACAUAUUGGAUGGGCGAUACUCAGUGUUCGGUUACAUAACCCAGAAUGAGGACCUUUUAGCAGAUGUGAAAGUUGGUGAUGUAAUCGAGUCAAUGCAAGUGGUUGCUGGCCUUGAAAAUUUGGCCAAUCCAAGCUACAAGAUUGCAGGCUAGAGCUAUAGACCUCUAUCGCUUUUCAGCUUCUUAGAAAUACCCUGAGUUCUCUUCACAGGUAACAGUGCACUUUCGAGCUUGAGAAGAUCCUCUUAUGAGUUAUGAUAUUUUUCCUGAGAAUGUAAUAUCAUCAGCAUUCGUUUCGGUCCAACUUUGAGGAACAUUAUUCUUUCAUAGCAUAAGCGUAUAAGAUUCGUCGUACGUCCCUUUGUUGUAACCUGUUUCUUUGAGACUACUCUUAGCUUUUAGCAAAGCUCUUCUGUAACAAUAACUUCUGUAAAGUAAAGACCGAAUUCUCAUGAAAUAGAAUCCUUGUUGGGCUAGGAUUUCUGUUAUGGUUGGAACUAAACACCAAAUUUUCUAGACAUGAGAUUCUUGUCUGGUUAGGCAUUCUUGAUGAAUGUCAGUAGGUCUAAGGCAGAAACCUAGGUGUACUUAUAUGAUAAGAAAAGGUUGUAGAAAUC
This is a messenger RNA of Linum trigynum, 2456 nucleotides long. Lineage: Eukaryota; Viridiplantae; Streptophyta; Magnoliopsida; Malpighiales; Linaceae. The record is from the annotation of a GenBank genome assembly.